CGUCAGAGCCGAUUUCAUUUACCGGUCUAAGCAGUGUAUCUUGACGGUCAGCUAAUCUGCCACCAUGAGAGUUCUGGUCUGCUUGAUGCUGGUCUCGAUGGCCUUCGCCGUCGAAGACAAAGCCGUGAAGAAGCGAGGCCUUGGACUCGACCUGGGACACGGAGGAUGGGAUGCCGGCUAUGGAUAUGGCGGAUACGGUGGAUAUGGACACGGACACGGUCACAUCCAAACCGUUGCCAUCCAAAAGACUGUCGCCGUUCCAGUGGCUCAUCCCUACCCCGUCGACAGGCCCUAUCCUGUUCAUGUCAAGGUACCAGUCGCCCACCCUGUGCCUGUACCUGUACCGGCUCCCUACCCAGUGGUCCACACCAAAACCGUCCACGUCCCUGUCGACAGGCCGUACCCAGUCCCCGUAAAGGUAGCCGUUCCAGCCCCUUACCCCGUGAAGGUGCCAGUACCAGCCCCCUACCCCGUCAAGGUACAUUCCCCAGUUCCCGUCGCCGUCCCGCACCCAGUUCCCGUCUACGUAAAGCAGACAGUCCCGGUCUAUGUUGGUCACGGAGGCCAUGGUGGUUACGGUGGCGCUUACGAGGGAUAUGGCCACGGCUGGUAGGAGGGAACAGGACGACAGUCCGAAACACCGUUAUCACGAAUGAAAACUUCGUCGUUAACAGAAGCGUAGAGAUCACUGUAGCCUGUUCACCAAAAUCGUAUACCAUAACGCGAAAGAGUUCGCGUGAUGAAUCAAUUUUUUAAUGUUUCAUUGAAGAUAAUAAAAUUUUUAUAAAUA
Messenger RNA from Diprion similis, 790 nucleotides. Its product is annotated as cuticle protein 63-like. The transcript has 4 exons. Lineage: Eukaryota; Metazoa; Arthropoda; Insecta; Hymenoptera; Diprionidae. The coding region runs from base 65 to 613 and encodes 182 amino acids. The record is from RefSeq and is a predicted model, not a curated record.